AUGGGACGUAGACCAGGUAGUACGACUAAAUCAGGACGAUUUAUGAAUCCGGCGGAUCAAGAACGCAAGAGUAUGCGUCAAAAAGAGCUUAAAAGAAAUCGAAAACAGAGGACAUUAGUUCGGCAUGCGAUUUUAAAAAGUAAAGACGUUGACGAGAUCUUAGAAAACUUGUCACGUUUAGAUGAUCAAGAAUUUGAUAUACAUGUAGAGCAUCACAGCAAGUAUGUUUUCAAUGAAAAACGCAUCAAAUUUCGACAGACUUUCUUUGAAGUAGUAAAUCUGUACAAGAUGGAAAAACGUGACGAUAAAGUACGGGAACUCGAACAAAAAAUGGCACAUUAUGAGGCAGACAGAGCUAGAAAAAUGCAACAAUACAAUGCAUUACGAUUUUCUCUGGAAGGAAAUCCUGUUGAAAUUCCAUUGCCUGAUGGUAGUUCUGUACCUGAUGCAGCAAUGACACCUGCUAUCCCCAGCAUACCAUCCCAGUUUUUGAUGCCACAAGCACGAGCUGGUAUUUUGAAGAAGUCGAACAGCAAUCGGGACUUGAAUUGUAAGGCAGAACCUCCAGGACCUCCAUGUGGCAUGCCUCCGCCUUUUUGUCAAGAUGAUGACGAUGUUGAUGAGCCACCAAGUAAAAGACGCGUACGAUUUGAGGACGAUGUUACAAGCAAUGUUAUAGAAACACCUGAUGAUGAUUUAGGACCGGUUGAAAUUCCUAUGGAAUUAUUGGAUCAAAACCAGACAAAUGACGUCGAAAUUUCAAGAUCUGUGUCUUUACUUACGUCUACAACUUCGCAGCAACCUUUAUUAUGCGCACCACCGUUGCCACCAAGCUUAUUGCCACCACCUCCUCGUCUUCCUCUUCGUGUUCCUCCACCACCACCGCAAUUUCCUUCGGGGGUGCAAGUCUCAACAUACGUCCGUCCAUCAACAACAAGUUCUGUUAUCUCAGCAGAUCCGAUGGUGCGGCGAGCAGAAGCCGGUAAGAACGGGGAAGCUACAAUUUCAGCUGCUCCAAAAUUGAGGGAUUUAACGAAAGAAGUGACAAAAUUUAUACCAACAGCUCUUCAGGUUAAUCGGAGCAAGCAGCAAGUGAAAAGGAAAAUUAGCAAGUUUAAUAUAAUGGGAAUACAAGUUGAAUCAGCACAAAGAAAGGAAGCAAAAGAUACGGAUGAGGCUUAUGCAGAAUUUAUGAGUGAAAUUUCGUCUCUUUUGUAA
Thelazia callipaeda (thelaziosis nematode) is the source of this 1218-nucleotide messenger RNA. Lineage: Eukaryota; Metazoa; Nematoda; Chromadorea; Rhabditida; Thelaziidae. The record is from the annotation of a GenBank genome assembly.